UUAGGAGAUUUUUUUGUUAAGGUCGGAAAAAAAUAGUAAAAAGUUGAAAUUUGCAGUAUGCAAUCCUUUAACCGUUCUCAACAACAUACUAAAAGUCCUCAUGUAUCCCGCUUGAGCUUUUGUUGUAUUAACGCCAGAACCAUACACUACCUUUGAACGGAAAUUUUGGCAGAUUGAAUACAUUUUGUUGGAUUUGGUUGGAUUUGGCAGUUCAAAAGUGGAAGCACUGACAAUAACAAUUGUCUGCAGACGCUGCGAAUUGAAAAUAUCUCAGUUAAAAAAAUACUUUCGUAAAAUGGUAAACAAUCGAAGGAGCAAUAUGCUGAGAAGUUCGAAGAAACGUUUUGAAGUGGAAAGAGUUAUUUUUCGCAGAUAUCAUCGUAGAAAGAUUGGAAACUUUUUCAAAAACACUAUGAAACACAAAGGGUCGUUAUUGUAUUUGAUGGCUAUAGUGACGCUCCGUCCACAAAGUGUGCUGAGCAAAAUCGGCGAGCAAUGAAGGCGCAGUCGACAGAGAUCUUGUUCACGGAUGACAUGCCUAUUACUAUCCGUCAAGAAAGAUUUCUGACAAAUGGAAAGAAUAAAGCACGGUUUAUUGAAGGUCUAACGCGAUAUCUUGAACAUGCUGAGAUAGAAGUGAAACAAGCGGUAGCAGAUGCAGAUGCGUUAAUUGUGCGAACUGCAAUUGAUUUGUCGACCAACAACAACGUUGUCGUAGUCGGAACUGAUGUCGACUUGCUUAUUUUGUUGAUACAGCUAUCGAAGAAAGACAACCAACUCUAUCUGUACAAACAAGGAGCUGGAAAAUGUCCAGAUAAAGUAUUUUCUAUCAGAGAUGUUCAGAAACAUUUGACAGAAGUAUCCAGCUCGUUGUUCUUUCUGCACGCCAUGACAGGUUGUGACACUACCUCCGCCCUGUACAGACAAGGCAAGAAGAAGGCGUUCAACCUCUUACAGAAAAACGAGGAAUUACGGCGCGAGGUGGUGAGUGUAUUCAACGAUCCAACAUCUUCCCCUGAUUCUGUGUCAUCCGCGGGAGAAAAGUUUCUUCUGGCAUUGUAUAGUGCUCCUAAGUCAACAACUUCUCUGAAUGAUCACAGACACAAACGAUUCAUGAAAGCGGUAGCUAACUGUCCUGUUAACAACCAGAUGCAACUCGCGGCUUUGCCACCGACAUCUGCAGCAGCAAAGGAACAUUCAUUCAGAGUGUAUCAUCAAGUGCAACAGUGGUUAGGAGUGGAGUUGCCCCCAACUCAGUGGGGCUGGCAAUUGAAAAAUGGAAACCUGCAACCGGUUCUCACUCGUCAAGCACCUGCGCCUGAAAAACUGUUAACUUUGAUUUCUUGCAAUUGCAAGAGUGGCUGUGAGCGAUCAUGUGGCUGCAAGAAAGCAGGUUUGGUUUGCACCGUUCUGUGUGGCCAUUGCAACGGAAAUGGCUGCAGUAAUUCUGAAUCACCAAUUGUAUGUGAAUCAGAAAUGGAUGGAGAACAUAUUUUUGAUGAAAAGAGCGAAGGCAUUGAUGUUAUUUCCGAUUCGCCGAUAUUGGAAAUGAAGCAUUUGAUGUCCAUGUGCCUGACGAAGAGUUGUCAAUAGACAAUCAAUCUGAUGAACUUGAAUUUCCAUCAGCAACUGCGAAUCCACGAAAGCGGAAAAGUAAAACAUAAACAUAUCGGGACAGUGUACAGUCUUUCGUGUAAUAGAGUUGGGUGGAACCCCUGGCUAGGAUUCUUGUGAAACGUGUUUUAAUAAUAUUCACUUGUCAACUUUACUGUGAAAAUUCCAGUUGUUACUUUGUGUCAGGUAAUUUUGUAUGUUAUCGUGCUUAUGACGUCAUAAUAUUGCUGUUUAGUCUAAAGUAAUAAUUUUACGUACCAAAACAUAUUUUAAAAAAUCCAUAUUUAGCGCAAAUAUAAGUAAUGACGUCAUGACCUCAUAACGGCAGAAGCUCCAGUCGGAUACAUGAGGACUUUUACUAUGUUAUCAAGGUCACUGAAAUGAGUGAAUACCCCAAUUUUCAACUUCUUACUAAUUUUUUCCGACCUUUUUUACCAUUUU
This is a messenger RNA of Dendronephthya gigantea, 2055 nucleotides long. RefSeq lists its product as uncharacterized. NCBI's taxonomy places the organism in Eukaryota, Metazoa, Cnidaria, Anthozoa, Malacalcyonacea, Nephtheidae. Bases 496 to 1593 code for a protein of 365 amino acids. The transcript is spliced from 3 exons. The record is from RefSeq and is a predicted model, not a curated record.